Messenger RNA from Hydractinia symbiolongicarpus, 1990 nucleotides. RefSeq lists its product as uncharacterized. Lineage: Eukaryota; Metazoa; Cnidaria; Hydrozoa; Anthoathecata; Hydractiniidae. The transcript is spliced from 2 exons. The record is from RefSeq and is a predicted model, not a curated record. The coding region runs from base 246 to 1976 and encodes 576 amino acids. Gene Ontology annotation, molecular function: ubiquitin-protein transferase activity.
AAGUAAAAGCUGUUUUGAAUGAGACCAGCAACAACCAGGGAAGUUCCUCAACAGAUGAUAGCAACCAUCCUGUUGGCGAUGAAAAAAAAAAGAAAAAAAAGAAAGUAGAGCACAGGUUGAGUAAUUUGUUGUCAAAAAUAAGAUCCACACCAAAAAAAUCAAAACCCCAGUCAAAGAAAGUAAAAAAAUUGCAGCUAAAGUAUGAAAGAUAUGAUUUUGAAUCGUGCGACUACAAACUGGUUAAGAUGAAGAAUGGUGGUGGACCACGGUUUAUAGAUGUGGAGCAUCCCACCCCGAUCACUUUCAGGGAGAUAAGACGUCAAGCCACAUCUUUGUAUUUUGACAAUAAUCACUGCAAUUUUUCUUUUGAACAUUUCAUUAAUUGUGAUGUUGAGCUAUCUACAAUUAGUGGUCGAAGUGUUGAAGAAACCGAAAAUUUGUGGGACUACAUACAAAGAAAAGGUGUUUGUUUAUCAAAAACAAUAUUUAUGCUUAGGUCUAAAUAUAAUGAAGGACUAGGUGAUGAAGAUGAAGACGACCUUCCAGCAGUACUUCUAACACCUGUGGAUACUUCAUCUGCCACUCCAAUUGAUGAUGCUAAUGUCGAUAAUUUAUUAUCCAGUUUGAGACCAUCGAUUAGAAGAAAAAUUUGUCACAUUUGUCAUUGCACAUAUGUGGGACAGGAAUGUCUUAUUUGUCUGCAAAAUACAGAGUUCUUUGAAAGUUUGAAUGCAGACAAGGAAACUGAAGUGGAUACUUUCAGUCUAAUGAUGCCUGGGACAAGUGGUGUUGAUGAAUCGAAUGACAUAUCAACUCUCACUCCUAUUCCAGAAUUUUCUGCAAAUCAUGUUAGUGAAUCUGAAUCAACUUCACCAAAUGACAUUUCAAUUAUAAAUCCAACUGUUGAAGAAUUACGGCAGCAACGCCUUGAUCAUUUUAUGCAACAGUCAGCCAAUCAACAAUCCCUUUUGUUAUGUGCCCAUGCAGAAGUUCAUCGUAUGAACUUGAAAGAUGAUAUGAUGAAGCUCUUCAUGGAAGCUCAACCCAGUAGAAGAAUCAGUUAUGUGUGGAUUGACUCACGUGGGAACAAAGAAGCGGGUAUCGGAUCAGGAGUAGCACGCGAUGUGUAUUCAACUUUUUGGAAGGAAGUUUCAAAUUCAUUUUUGAUAGGUGAAAAAGAGCGUGUCCCCUUCAUUCGACAUGAUAUGUACAAGGAAGAAUGGAGAUCAAUAGGAAAUAUUAUUGUGAAAGGUUUCAAAGACACUGGGUAUUUUCCGAUCAAUAUUAGCAAAGUCUUUGUUUAUUUUUGCAUACUUGGAAAAAUCAUAGAAAGGGAACUGAUUCCUUCAUUUCUGAAUUAUCUUUCAAGUGACGAAUCACAAUUGGUAGAGCAAGCUCUUGCGAAGAAUGCUACAACUUUGGAAAGUGACGAGUUUGUUGAUUUUCUUGACCAGUUUAACUGCAGGAGUAAAGUAACUAUAGAAAAUGUGAAGAAUGUUGUAUUUGAGAUAGCUCGUCAAGAGUUAAUCCAAAAACCUCACCUGAUAGCGACUUCAUGGCAAGAAUGUUUUCAAGAAUUGCGCUCUGAACCUGAGUUUAGCACAAUUGAUUCUGUAAAGCAAUUUUAUGACGAAAAAGUACCUUCGACAAAAAAAGUUAUUGCAUUGUUCAAACAUUGUGUUCCUGAAGAUAAUUCACAAAGAGAUUCGUUUAGUUUCCUGAAGCGGUAUAUACGUGGUUUAGAGUUGACCAUGUUGAAGAAAUUCAUGCAAUUUUUGACCGGUUCUGAUAUUUUGACAGUCAACAAAAUAGAUAUUGAUUUUAUUAAACCUGAAAGCGUAUUUUCAAGAAGACCAAUUGCUCACACUUGUGGUCCAUGCCUUGAACUGCCAAGUACAUACAACAGCUUUUGUGAACUGCGUGAGGAAUUUCACAAGAUACUCCAGCAGGGGGAUUGGGAGAUGGAUAUUAUGUAAUUACUUGUGUUUAU